Saxophila tyrrhenica is the source of this 1599-nucleotide messenger RNA. RefSeq lists its product as uncharacterized. Gene Ontology annotation, molecular function: spermine transmembrane transporter activity; spermidine transmembrane transporter activity. Bases 1 to 1599 code for a protein of 532 amino acids. Lineage: Eukaryota; Fungi; Ascomycota; Dothideomycetes; Mycosphaerellales; Extremaceae. Gene Ontology annotation, cellular component: plasma membrane. The transcript is spliced from 2 exons. The record is from RefSeq and is a predicted model, not a curated record. Gene Ontology annotation, biological process: spermidine transport; transmembrane transport; spermine transport.
AUGGAGAUGCUCAGACCGAUCCAACCAGCGAGUCGCUUCUCAGAGGAUGGCAUGGAUCGCAGCGACGACCCCAAGGCCCCUCACGAGCCGAUGCUAGCAAGUGCCCAACUCUCCCAUACCAUGGACCCAUCCGACCCUGAGUGUCCCAAGAACUGGCCUCUCCAUCGCAAGCUCUACACUUCCUUCGCAGCCUGGAUGAUGGCUGCUUCUGUCGCCUACGGCCUGACUUGCUAUACAAUCGCCAUCCCCCAAGUCACCGCCUCCUUCGACUUCAAUCCCAGCGGCAGCGCAACAUACCUCCCCGUCGGCCCGAUCUCCGGCUACAGCGUUUACUUCUUCGGCAUCGUCUUCGCGCCCAUUUGGACACCUCACGUGGCUGAGCGCAUCGGCCGAUCGAUCAUAUACCUCACUGCACUCCCGCUCUGCGGUGUCUUCCUACUCGGAGCAGGCUUCAGUCAGACUUUCGCCGGUGUCGCUAUCUUGCGCUUCCUCGCUGGUCUCAGCGGUGGACCAUGUCUCGUGCUUCUCGAAGGUACAUUCGCAGACAUCUGGAGUGCCGAGACGACGAACACAUAUUACGCUUUCCAGGUCCUUGCGCAGUUCUUCGGCACAGCGCUCGGCCCGAUCAUCGGCGGAUACCUCGUCGAAGCCACCGACGGCUGGCGCUGGACCCAAUGGAUCUCUGCCGCCGUCUGCGGCGCAGUCUGGGUCUUCGGCAUCGGCAUCAGCGAGACGUACCAGCGCGAGAUCCCGCGUCGCCUGGCAAAGCGUGCGGGUCGCGUACUUGAGCAAGAUCCUGCGCUCUCUGGCGUGACCUUCGGCGAAAUGUUCCGCAUCACUGUCCUUGACCCGAUUCGACAAGUCUUCACCGAGCCCGUGGUUGCACUCUGCACGUUCAUGCUCAUCUUCAACUUCGCCGUGGUGCUGCAGUUCUUCAUCACCGUGCCUGUGGCUCUCGGAAGCGCACCACCUGCUGGACCGGGCUGGACGCCUAGUCAAGUCGGACGGGCGUUUACGAGUGCGAUCGCUGGGUCCGGCCUUGCGGCGCUGGUUGUGGUGAUGAUCGAUCAGGUCACAACGGGGAGUUUGAUGAAGAGAAACAUGCCUACUUUUGCUCAGGUUGAAUACCGGUUGAUUCCGGCCAUGCUCGGACCAUUGCUCGUUACUGCUGGGUUGUUCUGGAUUGGCGCAACCGUCGGCAACCCCUCCUUCCCACCCAUCGUUCCCAUCGCCGGUACCGGCGUUCUCGUCUGGGGCGUCGCCAUGGUCAUCAUGUCCAUCAUCCCCUACCUGUUCGACGCAUUCCCGCCAGCUGGCACUCUCUCCGCUCUCACCGCCGCCGCCUCCGCACGUCUGCUGUUCGCGGGUGCCCUGCCGCUCGUCAUCCUGCAGUUCUUCACUGGCGUGACGCCGAAGUGGGCACUUUUCAUCUUCGGCUUCAUCUCGAUCCCGAUGUGGGUUAUCCCGUUUGUGCUGUUCCGGUACGGAGCGAUCUUGAGGGAGAAGAGCCGGUACAGCAAGGUUUCGAACAUAAUGGGCCACGAGGAGGAGAGGAUGUCGGCUAUGGGUGGCGAGACUGCUUACGAUAACGGAGCGUAA